AAAAGUCCAGUGAUUCGGGUGUUAGCAGCAGUUCAUUGUCGUCGGGUCCCAUGAAAAAUAGCACUUAACAUUUACCCACCAUAUUAGCACGUGAAUUAAUGUUGGGCGUGAAUUUUUCACUGCCAACCAGUGCUGCUACGCAUUACGGAGCCACUUCGCCUACCACCUCAAUAGCUUCGGCCGGCUUAGCUGGCUGCAGCAAUACCGGUAAUUAUUUAACGUUGACAAGAGAUGACGAAGAGAACGCUUGCAAUACUUUACCGCAUGUACCAUGCUCGACAACGGCCGUCUGUUCUAAUGCUAAUAAUUCUGCUGCUGCCAGCAAUGUUGGCGGUUUUGCCACAUCAUCAUCGUCGUCAUCAUCAGCAACGGGCUUGCCAACAAACCGUAAUCUUGUCAUGCUGCGCAAUCAUUUGCGUAAAACGGCUAUCACUACCGCUGCUACUAAUAAUAUACAACCCUUAGAAAGCCCAACUGGCGCUAGUUGCCAUAAUGAACCGUCAAACGAACAAUAGCCCUGCUUAAGCGCAUUAAUGUGGAAAUUAAUCCAAAGUUAUUUUGUUACAACUAACAUAUGCAUACUUAUGUGUAUGCGUAUUUAAAUGUCUAUAUAAAACAAAAAAAAAAAAAACAAAAAAAAAAA
Glossina fuscipes is the source of this 643-nucleotide messenger RNA. RefSeq lists its product as uncharacterized. The transcript has a single exon. Bases 99 to 515 code for a protein of 138 amino acids. NCBI's taxonomy places the organism in Eukaryota, Metazoa, Arthropoda, Insecta, Diptera, Glossinidae. The record is from RefSeq and is a predicted model, not a curated record.